GCUUUAGUUCAGCCUGUUUUCGAUUUGUCCUAGGGUUGCUCUGGAAUCACAGCGAGUGGCUCAGUGAUAACGGUACAUUGUCCUAGUACUGCUGAAUUUACAUCCGUAGAACCUUCUCAUUUUACUAGUACCUAAUUUCGAGGCCGUUCUCUCGUCUAGUCUGUCACCUUCCGUGCUCCUCACGCGGUAUCAUCCCUUGCAUAACAUAACCAUGGCAAAGCGUACUGGAGUGUUCGUUCUCUGUAUGCUGGUAGCUGCCAUGUUCUGCACUGGCGACGUGUCCGGUUCAUCCGUAGCAGCGGGAUCUUCGGCCAUGGAGGUCAAAAGCCGCAGCAAGCGUUCACUGCUCAAUUUCGGUGGUAUGAUCUCGUGCGUGAUACCCCAAGCUGGUAACGCCAUCACUGCGGCGAUACGCUAUACGAACUACGGAUGCUGGUGUGGAGUGGGUGGUUCCGGGCCAGUUGCUGACGAGAUCGACGAGUGCUGCAAAGUGCACGAUGCCUGCUAUGACGAAGCCAUUGCCAGCGGAUGCUCUGAUCCCAAGUUCGACAAUUACCACUGGAACUGCGAUGGCGGAGACCCGUCCUGUCGCAGCACGUGGUGGCAAGAACUCUUCGGUGGCGGUAACAACAGCUGUGAGAAGAAGAUCUGCAAUUGUGAUCGCGUAGCAGUGGAUUGUUUCCACAGGCACAACAGUGUGUACGACUCCAGCAACAUCGCUUACAUUGAUCGAAGCCACUGCAAAUGAGGUUUCAAACAUUUCGUUUCAACCAAAUGUAAAUGGGAACAGCACUAUCAUCCUUUUACAGCCUCCAAAGUAAAGCAAAAUGCUACUCAGCCUGCACCUGAAGUGUGAUAAUAGCACUCAUAUUCAUUUUCAUUCGUUUUCUUUUGCAUCAGUAGUAUCACGUGGCUUGUAAUAGAUUCGUCACUCGUGAUUCCACAGUCCAUACAGAUCAUUGUCAACAGAACUACAUGUACAUGAGUUUUCAUUUGUACACUCCACUUAUUCUACCCGAAUAUAGUUUUUUAGACCUAACCCGUUGUAUGAAUUCUUCAAUAGUGAGGUCAUUAUUUCCGCCCCGCGUGCCCGCACUGGAUACACAGUGGAAAUCAUUUUAGUGUUAAAGAAACGUUCAACACCAGAACAGUCGACAACAUUCCAGGUUGUUGUUGCUCCGAGUGUUCGGCAGAUACGUCAGUCAGGGGACCACGCCUGGGUGCUUCCCAGGGCCUAGGGGCCCAGCACCACCGGCCAGCUACCGCUAACCUCUCAUCCACGACGUAUACAAUCAUGAUACACAAAGGUCAAAAAGAAUGGUUCCACCAAUAAUUAUUAUAUAAUUAUACAUGUGCAUACAUGUAUGUUGUAACGCUAUAGGGAAGGCCUCUUUUACGGGCAAAUCACAGCACAAUCAUCACCAUGUAUCAGUACAGUGAAUAGUUGAACCCAACACGAAUGAAAAAUGUGAAAUGGAAUAAAACAAAACAUUGUAACGCUGCGUUUCAUGCACGUAGCUAAAUGCUAAGGCAAUCAUCAGACAACUAAUGCUUUUGUCGCGGGA
Molecule: messenger RNA, 1565 nt
Organism: Sycon ciliatum
Lineage: Eukaryota; Metazoa; Porifera; Calcarea; Leucosolenida; Sycettidae
Product: basic phospholipase A2 acanthin-2-like
Exons: 2
Coding region: 212-748 (178 amino acids)
Biological process (GO): phospholipid metabolic process; lipid catabolic process; arachidonate secretion
Molecular function (GO): calcium ion binding; phospholipid binding
Source: RefSeq, a predicted model, not a curated record